GAGCGGCUCUCCCACCCCGCCGCGGCCCCCUCGCCCGCUGCCGCCGCUGGGGCUGGCGGAGGCGCCCGGCUGCGGCCCCGGGGGCGCCGCCUUCUCUCCGCCGGGGACGCGCGGCCGAGGCGGCUCCCGAGCAGAGGCCGUGGCCUAGGGCCGCCGGCGCGGCGCCCCGCGGGGGUGCGGGCAGGCGCGGGAUGCGCAGCGGCGGCGCCGGGGCCUCUGCCUGCCGCCACUGAGCCCCGCGGCCAACGCGGAUGCGGCCCCGGCGGCGCCUCGGCCAGGCCCGCCCCCACCUGCGCCCGGAGCCGCCGCCGCGCCCCGCGUAGCCCCGGCCCUCGGCUGCCCGGUGGCAGAUCCUCGCGUAGGCCCGGCCCGGGCCUCUCCUCCCCGCGGUGAAAGAGGAGGCAUGUCCGCUGCCGCCUCCGCUGAAAUGAUUGAAACCCCCCCGGUCCUCAACUUCGAAGAAAUCGACUACAAAGAGAUCGAGGUGGAAGAGGUUGUUGGAAGAGGAGCCUUUGGUGUGGUCUGCAAGGCAAAAUGGCGAGCUAAAGAUGUAGCCAUUAAACAAAUAGAAAGUGAAUCUGAAAGAAAAGCCUUCAUUGUAGAGCUUCGACAGCUGUCACGAGUGAACCAUCCCAACAUUGUCAAGUUAUAUGGAGCCUGUCUAAACCCAGUGUGUCUUGUUAUGGAGUAUGCUGAAGGAGGUUCUCUAUACAAUGUGCUACAUGGUGCUGAACCUCUGCCUCAUUAUACUGCUGCACAUGCCAUGAGUUGGUGUUUACAGUGUUCCCAAGGAGUGGCAUAUCUCCACAGCAUGAAACCAAAGGCUCUAAUUCACAGAGACCUGAAACCACCAAAUUUGCUCCUGGUAGCUGGGGGGACAGUUCUAAAAAUCUGUGACUUUGGUACAGCCUGUGAUAUUCAAACACACAUGACCAACAAUAAAGGAAGUGCUGCUUGGAUGGCACCUGAAGUUUUUGAAGGUAGCAAUUACAGUGAAAAAUGUGACGUUUUCAGUUGGGGUAUUAUUCUCUGGGAGGUAAUCACCCGUAGGAAACCUUUUGAUGAGAUUGGUGGUCCAGCUUUCCGAAUAAUGUGGGCAGUUCACAAUGGUACUCGACCACCACUGAUCAAAAACUUACCUAAACCAAUAGAGAGUUUAAUGACCCGUUGUUGGUCCAAGGAUCCUUCUCAACGACCAUCCAUGGAGGAAAUUGUUAAAAUAAUGACACACUUGAUGCGGUACUUUCCAGGAGCUGAUGAACCUCUGCAGUAUCCUUGCCAGUAUUCAGAUGAAGGCCAAAGCAACUCUGCCACUAGUACAGGUUCAUUCAUGGAUAUCACUUCUACAAACACGAGUAACAAGAGUGAUGCUAACAUGGAACCAAGUGACUUCCAAGGAGCUUCUACCAAUGACACUAUUAAACGUUUAGAGUCAAAAUUGGCACAACAAAUCAAAAACACAACCAAGCAGCCGGGUGAUCCCGGCCGUUUGAGUUUGCCCCCAUCUCGUGGGAGCAGCGUGGAGAGCUUGUCAGAUGUUCGCGCACGACCACCGUCAGCCCUUGUUUCAGGAGAAGCCAAAAGGAUGAGUGCUGAUAUGUCUGAAAUAGAAGCAAGAAUAGCUUCCAUCACAGCCUAUUCCAAGCCUAAACGAGGCCAUCGUAAAACUGCUUCAUUUGGCAACAUUCUGGAUGUCCCUGAGAUCAUCAUACCAGCAGGAAACGGACAGCAGAGGCGCAGAUCCAUUCAAGAUCUUAGUGUUGCUGGAACAGAGUCCAGUCAGGAGAGUAGAAACAGCAGUAGAUCAUCUAGUCCUAGUGUGAGAAUGAUCACUACCUCGGGACCAACCUCUGAAAAGCCAACUCGUAAUCCAUGGACACCUGAUGAUGCAGAGACCAAUGGGUCAGAUAACUCCAUCCCAAUGGCAUAUCUUACAUUAGAUCAUCAGUUACAGCCUCUAGCACCGUGCCCAAACUCCAAAGAAUCUAUGGCUGUGUUUGAACAGCACUGCAAAAUGGCACAAGAAUAUAUGAAAGUUCAGACAGAAAUUGCAUUGCUGUUGCAGAGGAAACAAGAACUAAUAGCAGAACUGGACCAGGAUGAAAAAGACCAGCAAAACACAUCCCGUCUGGUACAAGAACAUAAAAAGCUGUUAGAUGAAAACAAAAGUCUCUCAACAUACUAUCAGCAAUGCAAAAAACAAUUAGAGGUAAUCAGAAAUCAGCAACAGAAACGACCAGGCACAUCAUGAUUUCCUGGGACCUUUCAAAUGAAAAAUAUGCACAGAAAAGACUGAUUAUUUUUUUUUAAUUGUUAUUAUUAUCCCUUAUUAUGACAGCUCAUGAGUGUUAGCUUCUUGGUGUGAUCUGUACUUGUCUGCUGCACUUAACAUCAUUUAAUUUUCUUUUUCCUAUGGUGGACAUCCAGUUCAACAGGUUAAUCGAAUAAGGUGAGAAAACGAUGACUUGAAUUAACCAACAGCCCUCAAUUUAAAGCAAGAAGAGUGGCUGCUUGCAUGCUCCUUGUGUGAAGGCUAGCCUAACAAGUGUUAAGGAGGCUGCUAAAUUUUAAGAUCUUAUUUUUAGUUUUUGGUGUUACCUCGAUAAGAGCAAAAAAAACCCAAAACUUUCCUGUUUAAGAAUGGUUUUGUUCCAGUGUCUCAUCUCAUACUAUUAUUAUGAUGAUUGUUUUCAAGACUUAAACAGGCUCCAGGCUGCAGAGGUGAUCUUGGCUGACCACAGUAAUUCAUGAUGCAUUAGUGAUGCCUUUUACCUGUAGACAUAGUGUAUUUUUUCCACAUGCAAAAUGGUAGGCAAACUGAUGCCAGCAUCCUUGGUUCAGUGCUUGAUAGCCCUGCAUUUUGACUAAUAUGUUUCUUGUAAUCUUGCUUUCAUAAAAUAUUUGAAGUAAAAGACUGUAUUUUGUUUACUUUCUUGGGGUGAAUGACAUGCAGUUUCGCUUAAUUACCGGGCAAAAGUUAUGAAGGUGAUUCAUUGGGCAGAGUUGGUCCCUUGUGUAAAGAGGAAGAAUCAAAAAUGUGUGAAAGCAUGUUUUAAACCCUUAAAGCUUUUGUCCCUGUAGCAUCUUUGGAUGGAAAUUCAGAAAGAGAAUUAUUACAAAACUUGAAAUACUUGCUCCUUUUAUGUUUUUGCUCCCUUAUUGAUUUUUUUGUUUGUUUUUCUUACAACUUAUUCGCUGAAAAGCAUUUACCAUAAAUGUAAAUAAGUUUGUUUUAGAUAGGGACAGAAAGGUUUGGGGAAAUGAAUUUAUUUUAAAUAGCAAAUUAUGAAAUGGAGUUGAGUGUGCAAAUAGCGGAAGCUAUUAAGAACAUGAGGGAAAUGGCUUAGAUCUCCAUCAGGAAUCUCAGUUAUUCUACUCAUUUGAACAUAGUUCAGAGGAAGUCCAUUACAGAAUGCCUGCUGCCUUUGUGACUGAAGAGUUGCAUUUAACGAACUCAAGCAGAAUAUGUAAUGCUCAGUGUUGUUAUUCACCAUUAUUACAUGGGAGAAAAUAACUGCUUGUUUUACAUUGCAGAUUAAUUACUUGGAUUAUGAAUUAACUGGUACAAAAAUGAGGCACUUCUAAAUAUAAUGAUAAGUUACUCCUUGCAUAAGUUCUUGAGGUACCCAGUUGUGGGCAGGGCUUUAAUAACACUCCUUUGCAAAAGAAAAGUAGAAAAUUGAAGUUUAGCUGUGGAGCCCUCCAAAUAAAAGAAAGGUAAUCUGAAAUUUUACUUGCACUUAUUUCAAAUAAAUGGUUAUUUAUAAGAGCCCAUGAGCAGAACUUGAAAAAACCUUAAGGGUAAAAACUUCACAGUAUUUUCUCUUUUCUUUCCUGCCUACUUCAUAAAAACCAUUAGUACUGUUGUGCUUAUCUGUGAACAGCAAAGAUGAUGAACAAUGUACUAAACAGUGUCAUCCUGUCUUGAAAAUAAAUCUGUUGUUGGCAAACCUUUGGGAGUUA
Molecule: messenger RNA, 3963 nt
Organism: Lepidothrix coronata (blue-crowned manakin)
Lineage: Eukaryota; Metazoa; Chordata; Aves; Passeriformes; Pipridae
Gene: MAP3K7
Product: mitogen-activated protein kinase kinase kinase 7
Exons: 17
Coding region: 404-2251 (615 amino acids)
Biological process (GO): positive regulation of canonical NF-kappaB signal transduction; JNK cascade; protein phosphorylation
Molecular function (GO): ATP binding; magnesium ion binding; MAP kinase kinase kinase activity
Source: RefSeq, a predicted model, not a curated record